AUGAUGUAUGGCUAUAUCGUGUUCACGGCUAUUCUAGCCACUAUUCUCGGCCUUUCACCUCGUUGGCUGCGAGCACCGGAUUUGCCCACAAUCAAUGUCUACCCAGGCGACUUUAUGAAGAAAAAGGCGCGGGAGGAAUUUCUAUCAGAUGCGCAAGCCUUACUUGCUGAGGGGGCUCGAAAGUUCAAUGGCCCUUUCCGCAUCAUUACUUCCCCUGGGUCUCGUGUCAUUCUACCUAAAUCUUGGACCCCAUUCGUCAAGAGCUGCAAGAAGCUGGAUCAUCUCGCGCUUGUUCGUGCGGAAUAUUUCGGAAAUAUUCCUGGCUUAGAAGGGCUUAGUGCAUUCCUUGACCCCAACCAUAUUUUGAUCGAUGUCAUCAAGAUGAAACUAAAUCAGAAUCAUCAAUGCCAGGUCAUGCAUGAUCAUAGCGCGGAUGUCAUGGAGGAAACAUGGACUAAGCAGACCGAAUGGCAUCUCGUGGACUUCAGCCCGGAUAUACUCAAGUUUACAGCCCGCGUGGCAUCUUCCAUCUUCGUCGGCCAUGAACUCGCCCGUGAUCAGGACUGGCAGACCCUCAUAACAACUUACACAGUGACCUUCUUCAAUAGUGUUCGCGCUCUCCGCAAUUGGCCAAAAAGUCUUCACCCGGUUAUUCACUGGAUGCUACCGGACUGUCAAAAGGCGCGCGGCCAGGUUCGUCUAGCCCGUCGCAUGCUUGCCCCCGUUCUAGAAGAGCGAACCGCCAUGAAGAAGUCUGCAGAGACCGAGGGGCAUAAACUGAAGUUCGAUGAUACAAUAGAAUGGACUGAAGAGGUUGCAAAGGGCCGACCCUAUGAUCCGGUAGCGGUUCAGCUUGGCCUGGCUAUGGGCGCUCUGCAUACCACAACCCAGCUGAUGCAGCAAGCCAUCUUGGAUAUCUGUGCACAUCAGGACCUGAUCAAGCCACUCAGAGAAGAAAUAGCAUAUGCAGUUCAAGAGAGCGGAUGGACCACUGCUGGGUUGUUCAAGAUGAAGCUAUUAGAUAGUGUGAUUAAAGAAACUCAGCGCCUCAAGCCAGGCUUGCUAGCAAAUCUUGAACGCACGACCACGGACAAAGUCACCCUUCCCAACGGGAUCACCCUACCCCCAGGCACCAACGUCGGGGUAGAAUGCAACAUGUGGUCUGACGCUGAGACAUAUUCGUCUCCCGAGAAAUUCGACGGAUAUCGAUUUCUGCGAAUGCGCGAGGCCGGAGACAACACGGCUGUUUUGUCGGCAACAAAUCCCGAACAUGUCGCGUUCGGUAUUGGUCGAUCCAUAUGCCCGGGAAGGUUCAUGGCGGCGAGCGAGAUCAAAAUCGUGAUAUCAAGAUUGCUUCUGGAUUAUGAUAUUAGGUUCGCGGAGGGGUACAAGCCUUGCGUUAUACAUCAUGGGUUUGAGAUGCUGAGCGAUCCGUUGGCAAAGGUUGAGGUUAGAAAGAGAACUCUCUAA
This is a messenger RNA of Aspergillus melleus, 1470 nucleotides long. RefSeq names its product cytochrome P450. The record is from RefSeq and is a predicted model, not a curated record. NCBI's taxonomy places the organism in Eukaryota, Fungi, Ascomycota, Eurotiomycetes, Eurotiales, Aspergillaceae. Gene Ontology annotation, molecular function: iron ion binding; heme binding; monooxygenase activity. Bases 1 to 1470 code for a protein of 489 amino acids. The transcript has 6 exons.